This is a messenger RNA of Lymnaea stagnalis (great pond snail), 8628 nucleotides long. NCBI's taxonomy places the organism in Eukaryota, Metazoa, Mollusca, Gastropoda, Lymnaeidae. The record is from the annotation of a GenBank genome assembly.
CGUCGAUUUUCGAUUCAUUAAUUUUAAAGUAAUUGAAAGUUUAAAGUGUCACUUUCCCAUCACUCUAAUCUUUGUAAUUCAAGUAAUUGAAAAGUGUGUAAAUUUUUUAGGAUUAAUAAUUUACCAAUAAUUUUAUUCCAAAUAAUGUAAUGUACCUAGCCCUAUUAAAUAUUAAGUUAAUUUAUUGAGUCAUAUGACAUAAGUCUUAAGUCUUAAGUUAUUAAGUAUUAAGACUUCUUAAUAUUAAAAUCAAAAAGUAUAACUUUGAGUUUGAGAAAUCAUAAAGUUUUAAAGUAAAAGUCUAAAAGUAUUAAUUAUAAUUAUUAAUAGUAUCAGUAUUAUAUUUAAAUUAAUGUACUAUUUUAAUUAUUAGUAGGCCUAGUUAAUUAUUUAUAAUUAUAAUAUAAUAAUAAGAAGAAUAUAUAUAUAUAUUAUGAUAGAUUAUUAGUAGUUUAGUAGCUUGUCCAACUUGUUCAUUAAUUAUUAUCUCCCAUUCAACAUUCUCAUUGAAUUGAUUCAUUCAUUAAUGAUUCAUUUCAUUGAUUCAAUCAUCUUAGACUUUAGUCUUAGUGUGAUUUUGACUGUCUGACAAUUCAUUAAAUGGCAUUUAAAUCAUUGAAUAUAAUAUAAUUUAUAAUAUAAUACUGAAAUAGAGUAGGCCUAUGGCCUAUAGGCAUAGGGCCCAAAUAUGUUGUAAAUCUUUAGUUCAUAACAAAAUUAAUUUAACUGAAAGUUAAAGUAUUCUUCAGUCUUUAGUAGGCCUAAACAUGUCUCAAGAGUCAUAAUAAACAACUUGGCCCCAGGGCCCAGAAUCAGAACAGAUCACAAACUAUUCUAUAUGGUUUUUAAAACUUCUAGUAGGCACCUUAAACUUCUAGGUAUAUUUGUUUCUAUCCUGUUAUUAGUAUUAUUGCCCAUCAGUAUCAGGGUUUUGUAAGGUCAAAUUCUGCACUUAUAUUUAUCAAUUAAUGGUAUCUUGUUAAUAAUUCAUGCUCGUCUAGUGGGUUUUUACCCGCCAAUUUUCAAAUACAUUCGACAAGUUGCAUGAGGCUUAGAGCUAGGCUAUCAUUAACAUGCGGCAGCAAAAUAAGUUUGCAAGAAGGCCUCCGAUCCGGGUCUCAUGCUACCAGUUACAAAGUUGGAAUCAGACCCAUGGCCCAUGGGGCACAAUUCUUUGUGAGUUGCCAUUCAAGAGCUACUCAUUCAGUAAUGAUUCAUGCAAUUCUAAGCUUGGUUUGGCUAUUUUGAUGAAUUGACUGCAUUCCAGAUAUCAGUUAUAAAAAUAACAUAAUAAAAUAUCCUAAUAGUUUAAAUUGCAUCUUACUCUUAGUUGUGAUAUUAUGUCAUAGCCUAAUCUCUAAUUGAUUGGUAAGUACAUUUAAAGUAUUGUAUUCCUUUUAUUCAAAUCUAGUAUCACAGCCAUAGAGGAUUGAAUUAGAAAUUGUUCACUUAAGUCUAGACCUUACCAUUCCAAAAUGGCAAAUGUUUCAGGUAAAACCAAUACAAAUUAUUUUAAAGAUUUAUUUUACACAUUUUAAUUAAAACUCUGCCAGUAUGUCAGCAUUGUCAUCUCAACUUUGAAAAAUAUACUCUGCGCAUGGCACACAGUUACAACAGCAGUGUAUAGGUACAACCAGGCCCGGUUUAACCACUAGGCGAACUAGGUGGCCGCCUAGGGCGGCAAAUUUUUAGGGGGCGGCACUAUUAAUUAAAUAAUUAGUUGCCGUGGGCAUGAGGGGCGCAGUGCGACAGGUUCACCUAGGGUGCCAAAUACUCUGGCGCCGGCCCUGGUUACAACCACACAAAAUUGAAAACAGUCAAGGAAGAUCUUGGACAUUUGAAGACUUGUUAGUAGGCGUUAUGAUAGGGCCUGGAUAAGUUGGAUAAUAUUAUUAGAUUGGGCGAAACCAAAAUGAAACAACCCAGAAAAGUGGAGAUCAUUAGAUUUCCAAUGCGUUCCUCUAUUGCUAGACAGUGUGGGGUGAACUAAGACAAAUCACAGUUUCAAACACAGGUCACAAUCAUGCCCUUAUGGGGGAUAAGGGUUAAAAUAAGACAUAUUAGAAGUUAUGGAACCAGCUAAAAAUGUCAAAGAUUCAUUUAAAUGACAAAAUGUUAGAGCACUCACAAUUGGUUAGAAUAAAAAUGUCUUAUUGUCAAAGUGGUUUACAACACAGUUAAAAAUCAAAAUUUAGAAACUUUUAAAAAUACACCUGAAAUUUAACAUUUUUCCAAUGAUAAACCUGUACAUCUUCAAAUAUGCAAUACAUUAAAAUAAGAAUGCUACCACGCAUCAUUGAUUACUUAUUUUCUUUUCUUAUAGGUCAACUACAUGGUCACUUCUGGUGUAAAUAUAAAUUCAUUAAUUAGUCUUAUGUGUAAAGAAAUAGGUAUAAGUAGUUUAUGUAUUAUAUUUAUAUAAGUAAUCUAUAUCCUCAGCAUCUCUAGCUCCUGAAAUUCCACAAAAUUGGACUAAAGGGGAUGUUAUAGGUAGAGGAUCAUAUGGUACAGUUUACCAUGUCAUAGAUCCAAACAGACCUGAUGACAAGAGGUUUAUUGUUAAAGAAAUCCAAGUAACAAGUGCAAAGAAAGAUAAACAGUCGGUAGGAUCUGAAAUUAUAUAAGAUAACAAAAAAAAUUAAUUUGAAAUAAUGGUGCGAUAGUUGUGAUACUGGUAUAUUAAUCAUAAUUAAUGAUGGUUUAUUAAAUGAAUAACAGUUAAGAAAAUUGAAUGGAGCAGCCAUUGUGCCAUUUUGUAAUGAAGUCCUUUAAAAUUUGAUCGUUUCAGAAUAUCACAGAAUUAGAAAUUCUCAAACGGCUCAACAAUAAAAGGAUAGUACCCUUCUACGGAUCUUGUGAAAUGCAGGAUUCACUUUUGAUAUUUAUGGGAUACAUGAAAAUGGUAAGUUUUAAUGGAAGUUUAUUCAAGUUUGAAUUGUCAUCUCUAUCCUGUUUCUAAAUCCUCCCUACCAUUUGCCUCCCCGAUCUGAAUUGGCCCUCUUAUGAAUCUCACCUUCAAGGUUUCGCUAAACAACAUCAUGCAAUAGGAAUUAACUUUUUUUCCUGCAUUUAAAGAGUAUUUUGAAGUAUCAGAAGUGGUGGUAUCAUAAAAUAAAUAUUACAGAGAAGUUUUAUAAGCUGCAUCAAGUUAACAUAACAAAUACAGCUACCUAUAGUAAAUAUUUCACAAUACUACCAGCUUAUUCGAACAUUUAUUUUCUCUCUUAAUUAUUUUAUUUAGCAGAAUUUUGAUAACAAUUAUUAAUUAUUAGAAAUAACCCACUAAACCAUGGCGGUGGCAAUUCAUGAACUUCCUAUCUACUAAAAUUACUUGACAAAACAUGCAUUCAAGUUGAUAUUUCAAGUAACUCAUUUUAUAAGAAUCCCAAUUAAUGCUAAGUUCUCUGAAUUUUAUUUUGCGGGUCUAUUGAACACAGCUUUACACCAAUACUUACCUAGUGAAUCAUUAUUUGUGGUAUAUAAAUAGAUAAACAAGAUAUGUUAAAAGUGAGCAGCUGGUAAAACAAGAAGGGACAGGAUUAGAAACUAGGAAAUUAAACAAAUGGCUUGUGUCAUCUCAACUGAUAGAUGGCCCAACAGCAAUUAUCUGGCAGUGGAUGGACUAUGUUAAGUUCACCCUCAAAGUCCACAACAUGGACCAAACCUUGAGCAGGCCUCAUACCUUGCAGCAGAGUACCAACUUUACCUUCCCAUGACAAUUCCUUGGUAGAGAUGGACAGAAACAGGAAAAUUUUACAUCAAUAGAUCAAUGUUGUUAACAUAUUUAUUAUUAUUAAUCAACUCUAGGUUAAUUUUUUAAAAUCGUAGUUUGUAUUUUUCAGGGAUCUUUAUUUGACUAUAUCCAAAAGAAAAAUGUACUCACAGAGGACAAGAUCAGAAUAUUUACAAGGCAGAUCCUAGAAGGCGCCGCCUAUUUGCAUAGCAGACAAACGCCAAUUAUACACAGGGAUAUCAAAGGUUUUUAUCAGUUUGUUGGUUUCUCUUUUAGAUGUCUACAAAUAUUUUUGUAAUACUCUUUUAGAAUCGACUUGCAAAAAAACAUAAUUUUUGUAAAAUAAAUUCAUUCUUAACAUAAUUUUUUUUUUAAAUGGAUAUGUUUUUAUCAUUUAGAUUGUAUUUAGUUAAUUUCAAGUGAACUCAAAAUACUAAUAACUUAUUCAUUUCUUUCUCUCUUAAUUCAUUUGCCAGAACUUUGAUCAAUUUAGUUUUUUAUAUUUAAAUAUACAAAUUUACACUACAAAAUGUAAUCAAUUUUUUUUUAAUGUAUCUACACGUAUUAUGAUUAAGGUGUAAUUUUAAACACAUGCCAAAACCAAACAAAAAAAUUUGCAUUGUUUUUCUCUAGGUCAAAAUGUUCUGCUAGAAGAUGAGUCCAACAUAAAACUCACAGACUUUGGUCUAUCAAAAAUACUUCAUGAACAGACAAAUGCCCGCUCGUCACUGGGAACUUACAAAUGGAUGGCACCCGAAGUAAUCAGUGUAACAGAAGGCCAGACCUAUGACACAAAAGCUGAUAUUUGGUCAAUAUUUUUAGCAUUAUUUAAUUUUAUGUUAUUUUAUAAGACCUUUGCAGAAAGAAAUGUAAUUUCAGUUGUCCUUUUAUCUAUGGUAAUCGGUCAGUCAUGAUAAUUUGUCAGAUAAAUUCAUGUUACAGAUUGUUCAAUGACAGACUACAGAAUAUAUAUGGCUAUUAAUAGUUGAGUAAAUUCCAUAGUUAUAACUUACAGUUAACUGAUCAACAUUUGGUGAUUGGAUGUAAUAAGUCUGAUAUUUAACUGACAGGAGCAUUGGAUGUACGGUGGUGGAGAUGGCCACUGGACAGCCUCCUUUCCCAAAUCUGACUCCAUUUCAAGUUCUCUUAAAAGUUGGUAAUGGAGGUCUUCCAGAAUACAACCUACCAGAAAAAUCUUCAGAAGCCUUAAAGUUAUUUUUAAAAAAAACAUUUCAAAAAGAUGCCACAUCAAGACCUACAGCCCAUGAACUUCUUAAGGUUGAUUUUGUCACAGGUAAAAGCCAAUAAGCUUCUAAAAAAAAAUUAUUGCAUCUAGUACAAUUGAAUUUCAUCUGAAUAUUUAUGUGCAUUCAUUCUAUGGUUAUUGGUAUUAGUCAUGAAUACAUUAAAUUUUAUUUUCAUUUAAUUCUUUAAUUACAUUUUAGAGUCAUGUCUGUCACCUGAAGUUCCGCUCAACCGUGAAAAGGCUAAAAAAAUAGGAGUAGGUUCAUUUGGACUCGUCUUCUUGGUUCUAAAUUUAGACAAACCUCAAGACAAGCUGUUUGCUGUCAAAGAGAUUUCAAUUGAAUCUAAGAAAAGAGAACAGAUCAUGGUAAACUUUUGCAUGGCGUUGUUUAUAGCUCAAGAUAAGUUGUUCUGAGAAUGUAAUCACAAAAUGAUUUGAUAGGUGAUUGUUGUUUAUAGACAAUGAUUCUCAAUUUAAAAAAUUAUUCCCAAUCAAGUUAUGAAAAUUUGUUCCAACUUGCAAAAAUUUAGAGAAAUUCUUCAAAUUUACUCGUCAAUAAAAUUGUUUUAUGAAAAACAAAAUAUAUUUUAAUAUUUAAUUUAGGAAGGAUUUAUGCAGCCAAAAUAGAUAUUUUCAAAUCUCAGUUUUAUUUGAUAAAUAUUUCUUUACUUUCCAGUCUUUGUUUCGAGAAGAGGCCAAUAUCUUGAGGCACAUUCAUCAUGACAGGAUUGUCCCAUUUUAUGGGUACAGUGAGUCAGAAAAUGUAUUAUCCUUGUACAUGGCCUACAUGAAACUGGUAAGGAAAUUCAUUUGUACCGGUAUCUAAGUUUAUAAUGAAUUUGCAUUACAUGAAUGCCAUCUUACCGAUAGUUACAUUUGUUAGAGGAGAGAAAACAAUGGCAUGCUUUGAUUUAACCUUAUUUAUAUUUUAUCUUUUAAAGAUAAGAUCCCUUCCAUCAACUUUUUUUAAUGUUUCUUUUUAUCAAAUCUUUAAAUAUUGCAGGGAUCACUUGAAGACUAUAUCAGUUCUAAGGGAAGGCUGUUAGAGGAGAAAGCAAAACUUUUUGCGGUACAAAUCCUUGGAGGAGUCCAGCAUUUACAUGACAAUGGCAUCAUCCAUAGUGACAUCACAGGUUAGUCCAAAUUUACAUGACAUCCGCAUAGACAUUACAGGUUAGCCCAAUUUACAUGGCAUCAUCCAUAGAAAUAUCACAGGUCAAUCAACAUUUCAUGACAUCAUACAUAUUGACACCACAGGUUAGUUCAAAUCUACAUGAAAUCAUCCUUAGAGACAUCACAGGUUAGUCCACAUAACAGAAAAACAAAGUGCAGAUAUGUAUCCAAGGUUGUGUUAAGACAAUGAUUUUAGAACAUCCCAUUUAACUUAGUUAAAUCUCUGACAAUGCGCUUCAAAAUGUCACCAACUCUUUGCCGUGGUAAAGUGGAAUUUGUACUAAAACAACUGAAUAAGCAAAAUUUUACUCAAAAUAAAGGAACAUUUCCUGCAUGAUGAUUAUGAGUGCUAAACUUGAGAGAAUCAAAUAUAUCAUAUAUACUGGUCUAUUAGCUGGCUUUAUUUUAAAUAUUUGGGAAUAAGUGGGGUGGUCUGCUUAUGAAUGGGUUGUAAGAGAUUUUUCUAAUUUUGUCCAUGUAUAUAGAUUCUGUUAUAGAAGUCACACACUUUUCAGGCUUUUCUCUGCCCAAACUGAAAGUGUUGACUUAUGAACGAAUGGGCUAAUGAACAAGUAUAAUAUAUGGUACACAUACAUUUUAAGAUAGAAGUUUCAUAACAAUUAAAAAGGGUUUUGUCAUAUGAAAAUAUGGUAACUCUGCUUUCUUUCUUUCUUUAAUAUCUAAUUUAAAUCUAUUCCUCAAAUCUAGGGAAACAUGUCCUACUGGACAAUGAAAACAGCGCCCAACUGGGGGGCAUCAGUGUUUCUAAGACAUUCCGCAAGCAGCCCCAGACCAAGGCCAUCCUCACACAGGAUAGUGAGACAGGAUGUGUCGGGUCAGUGAACUGGAUGGCACCUGAAAUGAUCAAAGGGAUUAUGGAGGAUGGCAAGUUUGAUAAUAAAGUUGAUAUUUGGUAAGAGAUCUCAUAUAGUUAUAUGUUUUAUUUGAAGUGUAUUAAAAAAAAAUCAUGUUCAUUCAGUAACAAAUAAAACUCUGGAGUUUGACUUCCUUCAUAAAAAAUGUCCCUAGCGUAAAAUAUUAUAUUAAUUUUAUUAUAUAAUGUUAAAUUACAGUAUGUUAUAUAUAUAAUAAAUUAUAUUAUGACAAAUUAAAUUGAGGCUGUCUCACUGGCUACCAGCAGCCUGCAUGCCGCAUGAUAGCAUCAGCAUAGUUUUUUUUUCCUUGUGAUAAUCAGACUUUAAUUAUGUAAAGUAUAUCAUAUGAAUUAUUUGCUGCACUGUACUUACUAUAAUACUUUUAAUGCACUGGUAUUAUAUUUGUUGUUCGUGUUUAUAAGGUUUCAAGUAAAUUUUCUCAAUUUAAUUUCUCUGAAAUUGAAAGUGUACACUUGAGAAAAAUAUAAAAAUGUAUAAAAAGCAACAGACUUUUUAUUUUAAUAGAGUGUAAACUAAAUGCAAAAUACUUUUGACAAUAUGACAGUGUCAACCUAAUUUCUAAUGAUACCCUUAGUCAAUUUAAGAUCACUCCUUUAUAUUAGAUAUAUCUAUAUAUAUAAUUCGCCAGCAAAGGUCAAACACCACCACCACGUAGGCUAUAUAUAGAUAGCCAGAGUGAGGUUUUAAAUAAUGAGUUCACUAGCGCGCAAAAUAUAAUUCCCGAUAAGUACGCUAAAUGAUAUAUAUGUAUUUUUUUAAUAAUGCAAUUGCUCUUGGUGCGCAACAUUUUCUUUUCGGAAAAUGAAAUCGUCUCAAUUUAAGUAUGAUUUAAAAAAUAUUCGGGUUAAAAGUGGUUGGGACAUCCGAAUUUUUAAUAAAGUUGAUGGGCGUGAAAUACAAUGUGUGCAGUGACAUAUCAUGGAGGGAAAGGGUGUAGCGAAAAUUGGUAUUCUUAAAUGUGCAUUACCUGAGUUCAUGUAUUGUGAAGUAACUUUAGUAGGUGGAAAGUUCACGCAUUGCUGUCACCAAUGUUUGGCGGGCUAUAUCUAUUUUUAUUAUAUUAUCUAAAUGUAUUAUAAUUUUAAUUAUGUGUUAUGAUAUAUUAGAUCAUUUUGUUUACACUUUAAUAUACUCCAUUAUAUUUUCUUACUUAUUAAAAUGUAUUAUUUAUUAUUAUUGAAUUUAAGAUUCUUUAUUUCAAAAUCAAUUUAUUCUCUUUUGUAAAGUUACAAGUAUUAUCCUAAAAACAUAAGAUAAUGUUUUUUCUAAGUUGUUGUAACUAAGCCUAGAUGUACAUCUCUCACAGGAGUGUUGGAUGUACAGUAGUCCAGAUGGUCACAGGGUCACCUCCAUUCUCUGACCUCGAGCACCAACAAGUCAUAUUUCAGUUAAUCACAUCAGAGAAACCUCCAGCCUACAAGCUUCCAGAAUCUUCCUCACAUGCCAUUAAAGACUUCCUAAAGAAAACAUUUGAACGAGCUCCAGAACAACGCCCCAGUGCAGCUGAGUUAUUGAGCCAAGAUCCUUUUCUGUCAGGUAUGAGAAAUAUUGGAGCUCUUUCAACUUAUCUGUCGACCUAA